GCUGCACAAGAAUGUCCAGUCAUCUGGAGUGAGGUGGGGGCAAGCGACAGAGGAGACCUGUUACUGUGAGGUGAUCCUUCGGGGGAGUUUUUGACUUGAUGUGGCAGGAAAAGAGAAAGGCAUUUUCUCCUUUCACUUAUCCGUUUACAAGGAGUUUUUUAGCCAGCCUCUGACAUUAUUCAGCGGCACUAGAACUAUCUGAAGAGCUUCAUCCUAACCACCAAUGAGGGUCUCAAACAUCCAACUGGACCCUGCUGUCUUUAUGUCGAAUAAUCCAAGACAAGUCCGCUCACCAGCUAACAGUUUGUCAGUAGGAGAUCCAGGCGUGAUGAAAGUACAGCUUGUUGGAUGCAAAACAAACUGCUCAAAGAAGGACCAAAAACAGGGCGUGACAGAUUCCUCAGGAAUGAAACCGUUUUCCUCAGAGCUUUCCUACAGGGUGUGCAUCCGUCGUGAGAUGCCUCUGAGGUCCUGUAGCUCUGCUGUGUUUUUGGACAAGUCACUUUGCAUUUCGUUCGCAGAACUUGCAGCAGGAACAAGAGGAGUUCAAGCACCUCUGCACAGGUCUGCCCUGACUUGUCAGCUCGGUGUGCAAUCUCUCUUUGGAUCCACUAUAGAUAAGAAAACAGCCAAAACAAAGGAGGUGUACAGAAAAGGUAACUUCAACAGGUGCAAUGGUCAUGAACAGAGAAUGGAUCACAGGGGGAGCCCUCUAUCAAAGCGCCGUGGACUCAGGACCAAUCAAAAGGCACCUGCUUGUGGCGCUAACAGUAAGGAUGAUGACUCAGAAAAGCAGAGCCGCAGCACUUCUUUGGGAUUGUCAUUCAGAGAGCCAUCUGCCUCGAACACAAAGACUGCAAAGCAGAAGGGGAAUGCAAAUAUGGCAGCCUUCUCUGCUCUGAGCAAUUUCAGGCACAUGCAGCACACGUUCACUUAUAGCCCAGUAGUUUCAUGGAGCAUGAGCAAGCAAGGAGAACGUCAAAAGACAGAGGAAGAACAAGAAGGUGGCAAAUCCACAGAACCUCAGAUAAUUUCUACUUGUCAUCACAGCUCACCACUGAAGAAUGAUUCUGUGGGAGGCAUUCUUAAAACCCUGAACCUGAAAGAGGCGUUAGAGCUUUUCAGACCAGACUUCAUCAGCCGAUCUCAGGGUCGGGUCAGGAGGUUAGAGCAGAAGGCCAGGAGAAGGAAAGCUCUGCAGGACUCAAAUUUAGCCCUGGGCCUAACAGAAGAUCAAGGCAAGCAAAAGAGGCACUGCACUACACCUGAUCCACUUAGUGAUAACCUUUUCAAGCCUAGAGAGCGUUCUAUAUCAGGCAGAGAGAUGCAGCUCAGGUCCAGACGGAUUUACAACAAGUUGCCGGAGGUGACAAAGAAAAAGGAGGAGGAGAAAAAGAGGGCUAUAUCUCAAACCAACAGACUGCGAGCGGAGGUCUUCAAAAAGAGAGUUCUGGACCAGAUUCUGCAAAGAUGAACUCAAGCCCAUCAGACACAACCUUCAUUUUAAAAUACUGACUGCAUAUGUAUGCAUUCCGUUCUUGGGUGGUGUCUAUUGAAUAUCCAGUGUUAGUUAUCUCUUUACAUUGUUGCAAACAGUUGAACUCGAUUUUGUUUGCAGUGUUCCCAAAAUCUCUUGUUACUGUUAGGUGGGGACUGGUUAUCCAGGUUUGUAAAUGUUUCAGAUUCAAAACCAUAAAAGUCUUAGAAAGAAGAAUUUAAAUAGUCAUGAUGUGUAAAUUAAAGGUAUGAUGCUGUCUAUCUCUAUCACUAAAGUAAAACUGUUAAAACCUAGAGAAGACAAAAUAUGGGUGGCAUGUCUGAUAAGCAGCCCACUGCAGAUAGUCUGACUGAAUACCAAUUAAAUACUAAGUUGUUAUACUUGGUGUACGUGGUAUUAGUCAGGUCCAGUAUAGAGCAGAAUGGGAUAAGAAGUGUUUACCCUUAGAACUAUUACUAAAUGAGGCAAGUUGAUUGAACAUUUUUGCAUUAGUCUUUCUAUCAAAAUUUAAAAUCACUCUAAAUAACCGAUAUAUGAAUCUAUUUAUAUAUUAUUUUAUUUUAGCACAAUUAGGAGCAAUUGUUGCGUUUGUUUUUCAUAAAAGCGUUUAG
Xiphophorus maculatus (southern platyfish) is the source of this 2109-nucleotide messenger RNA. It is a transcript of the gene c22h10orf90, whose product is annotated as chromosome 22 C10orf90 homolog. The record is from RefSeq and is a predicted model, not a curated record. The transcript has 6 exons. Lineage: Eukaryota; Metazoa; Chordata; Actinopteri; Cyprinodontiformes; Poeciliidae. Bases 224 to 1474 code for a protein of 416 amino acids. Gene Ontology annotation, biological process: regulation of centriole replication. Gene Ontology annotation, cellular component: cytosol; centriole; centrosome.